CUCUUCUUUCACUACUAACAUGGCAAAGAAGGACAAGGCCAAGGCCAAAGACAAGGGCAAGGGCAAAGACAAGGGCAAAGGCAAGGGCAAGAGCUCCAAGGAAGGCAAGUCAUCGCGAGGUGAUGCUUCAGAGAUCGGCUCCAUGGCCGAGUCCAACUACGAUGUUGAGUACACCGACGCCAAGGCCGAGCGCCUCUACCAUAAGGCCUGCGAGUUUGAGGCCGACGGCGAUCUCAAGAACGCGCAGCGGACCAUGGAGGACUGUGUGGCGCGCAACCGUGACUACGCCAAGUAUUUCCAGAAGCUUGGCAAUCUUCGCAUGCAGCGCGGCCUCGCCGCCGGCGGCAAGAGCAGCGACAAGGGCUACGCCCUGCUCAAGGCUGCUUACAAGGAUCUCCGAAAGGCUGUUGAGCUCAACCCAACCUUCUCCGCACUUGGUGACCACGCGCUCCUUCACAUGCACCUCAACGCCCUCAAGCGCGCCGCCGUAUUCUACGAGCUGGCCAUCGACGAGGCCCUCGCCCACAACAUCGAGGCCGAUGCAAACACCUACGAAAUCCUUGGUGACGGCCUUCGCCGCGCCCGUUACAAGCUGCAGUAUGACGUCUCCAUGCCCGAGGAGGAGAGCAAUGCUGAUGGAGACACGGGCAAGGGUAAGGGCAAGGAUAAGAACAAGAACAAGAGCAAGAGCAAGAGCAAGAGCAAAGGCAAGUCCAAGUCCAAAUCCAAGUCCAAGGACUCGUCGUCGUCCUAAACUCCCGCACUACAGGCAUUUACGGUGGAUGAUGUUGGGCCCGCACUCGGCGUACGCAAUCUUGGUCACGCACAUCUUCUUAAACACACCGACGGUG
Thecamonas trahens ATCC 50062 is the source of this 851-nucleotide messenger RNA. RefSeq lists its product as uncharacterized. Lineage: Eukaryota; Apusomonadida; Apusomonadidae. The record is from RefSeq and is a predicted model, not a curated record. The transcript is spliced from 2 exons. The coding region runs from base 20 to 754 and encodes 244 amino acids. Gene Ontology annotation, molecular function: protein binding.